Propithecus coquereli (Coquerel's sifaka) is the source of this 1754-nucleotide messenger RNA. RefSeq names its product chromosome unknown open reading frame, human C11orf24. NCBI's taxonomy places the organism in Eukaryota, Metazoa, Chordata, Mammalia, Primates, Indriidae. Gene Ontology annotation, cellular component: Golgi apparatus. The transcript is spliced from 4 exons. The record is from RefSeq and is a predicted model, not a curated record. The coding region runs from base 387 to 1574 and encodes 395 amino acids.
CUAAGCUGUCUUGGCUCCACUGCUGGCCACGUCCCCGCGCCGGGUCGCGGGCGCUUCCCAGCCGUCUGAGGGCCGCCGGGCCGCCGCAGGCCUGCCGCGCCCGGAUGUGUCUGUUAUGAGAGCGGAGCAUCUGCCUUUGGCUCACAUGUGCCACAAAACAUGCCGCAGCCUGGGAGUGCUCCACCUCGCCGCUCUCACCUGCAAAGCCAGACCUCGCCCGGUCACAUGGUGCCGAGCCCACAGCGCUCCAGGGAGGAAGUGGCCCAGCUGGGAGCACACCCCGAGCAGCCGCCUCUGAGUCCUCAGCCAAGCAGAAGGGAACCAUUAACAGCUUGAGGAGCUGCUGGCCUGGGGACCACCAGCCUCACUCCCAGCUCACCCGCAAGAUGUGGGCAGCCCUCAUGCUCAUUUGGAUUUCCUCCUUGUCCUUAUCUGAAAGCCGAGUGGCAUCUGAUGAUCUACCCCCUAACACGAUGUGGAAUAAAGUCAUCAAGAAUGAUACAUCUGUGGAAACAGGUGAUAAUAAAACACUGGAGAAAAUAACCACAGUGACAACUUCUCCUGUCACGCUGACCAAAGGGACUUCGGCAGCCAAUCUCGCAGCUACUGACAUCGUAACAGAGGAAACAGUCAGGACAGACACGGGCUCUCCAGCCACUGCACAAGGCACGACCGGCGGUGCAGCCUCCAGCGCUCCCCUGACAUCUGCACUGCCCGUCCCCACGUCCCCAUGGCAGACGCCAUCCACUACCGCCGCUGGGCUCCCGCUGCCCAGCACACCCCCUGCACAAGUGCCAAGUAGCACGUUGCCAAGAACAGCCACACCGGCAACAUCAGCCACUCACGCUCAGACUGCUGCCGCUGCCACAGCAAAUGUGAGCAGUUCCACGAGCGCGCGCCGCCCUUCCGAGCACACACCCGCAAGCUCCACAGCAAGGCCUGCAACUCCCACUGGCCCCCAAGCACGAGGCCCCACCGUCCAGGCGGCCAAGGACUGGCCCGUGGUUCAGACAAGUAGCUCCACACCUGCCCCCUCCAGCGUGACUGCGGAGUCUGCCAACACCCCUUCCAUGGCUUCGGUGUCCUCAACUGCGGUGACCGCCACCAAGGCACAAGCCGAGGAGCCCACUGCCAGCACGGUGCCAGCACCUCACCCCAGCCCAACCCCCAGGGCAGAGGCCACGUCCCCCACGACACAGCCAAGCCCUACGCCAUCUACGCAGGGGCCUGAUGGGCCAGGCACACCCCAGACACCUGAGGAGGUGGAGACCAAAGCCACUCCUAGUACUACGUCCGCCGGACCAACACCGAGGAGCUCAGGGGACCCGAAGAUGCCAGCCACAGACUCAUGCCAGCUCAGCACCCAGGGCCAGUACCUGCUGGUCACCACUGAGCCCCUGACCCCGUCCUUGGAGGACAAAACUUCUCUCCUGGUGGUGCUCUUACUCGGGGUGACCCUCUUCAUCACAGUCUUGGUUUUGUUUGCCCUGCAAGCCUAUGAGAGCUACAAGAAGAAGGACUACACCCAGGUGGACUAUUUGAUCAACGGCAUGUACGCGGACUCGGAAAUGUGAGCGUGGCGGGCUGGCUGGAAGGCCGGGCCCUUCCUCGUCCUUUCAUUUUGCCUCUGAGACCAAACCAAGUGCUUCCAAAAUUCUUCUGGUGCAAUUUAGGAGAUAUGCCAGACGCUUAAACACAUUUAAUUGCUGUCAGAUUAAUUCCAUGAUCACUAAAGAGUUGCUGCUUUUUGCAUA